CAGGACACAAUUUGGAAGAGCUUGCUAGCAGAAGGCACAACAAUGGAAUAUCUGCCGGUCCUAUACAAAAAAAAUGUAUCCAUUUCUGUUGGUUCUUCAGUGAAAAUCAACGGGACACCUAUCAUGCCUUUCUGCAUGACCCCAGAACUGCAGGUGGAUUUCUUCAUUGGAACUAAUGAGGACUCAGACAUCGCCUUCAGUCUCCGAGUGUACUUUGGCAAAGAGCUGGUGAUGAACAGCCGUCAGGGUGGGAAGUGGGGUCCAGAAGUGAAAUACACUGAUAUGCCCUUUAGGGAUGGCCAACCCCUUGAAGUGUACAUCUCUGUGCUGUCAAACGAGUACCAGGUAACAGCAAAUGGUGUCCAAUAUUACACUUUUCCCCAUCAAGUUGACUCAGCAUCUGUGAGGAUGAUCCAGGUGUGGAGAGAUGUGUCCCUGACCUCAGUGGAGAUUACCCCUUAGAGAAGGGUGUGAACAGACUCCCCGUUGUCAAGGAGAUCCCUCCACCUAAGUGAUCCUGUGGUUCCCAGAGCUCACUAACACCAUGGGUUCUCACCCUUCCCCCACACUUGGUCAUUAAAACUCCUGAAAACA
Molecule: messenger RNA, 594 nt
Organism: Myotis brandtii (Brandt's bat)
Lineage: Eukaryota; Metazoa; Chordata; Mammalia; Chiroptera; Vespertilionidae
Product: galectin-10
Exons: 4
Coding region: 43-462 (139 amino acids)
Molecular function (GO): carbohydrate binding
Source: RefSeq, a predicted model, not a curated record